This is a messenger RNA of Prosopis cineraria, 3074 nucleotides long. RefSeq lists its product as uncharacterized. Lineage: Eukaryota; Viridiplantae; Streptophyta; Magnoliopsida; Fabales; Fabaceae. Gene Ontology annotation, biological process: lipid catabolic process. The transcript is spliced from 8 exons. Bases 761 to 2758 code for a protein of 665 amino acids. The record is from RefSeq and is a predicted model, not a curated record.
GGUUUUUCAUAAUUUAUAUUAUAAUGCAUACGAAUCAUCAAUUAACAUUAAUAUGAUGAACAAGUUUUAAUACUUCAAAUAAUUUGCAGACAAAUUUGUGUAUAUAAUUUUAUAAAAUCAUGAAUAUAUAAAUAAAUAUAUGCUCAAAAAUAAAUUUAAAAAUAGAAGAACCGACUGGUUGGCAGUCGCCACUCGCCAUCACGUCCGUUAGUACCUUUUUCAUCUUCAACCAUCUCCCGUGCGCCGCGUCACUGUUAAACCAACUCUUUCUGCUUUUGAUUUGUUGCAGUUACAAUUGCAAUCAACAAACGCUGUUUCUAUUUCAAUAUAUUUAUGUAUUGAAGCCAAAUUGAAAAUCUCAUGCGUUCAAAUUAGACAUGCAUUGAAGUAAAAUUGAAUAUCUCAUUCGUUAAAAUUAGAUGCUUCAGUGGAAAAUUUUAAUGCCUUCGAGACAACCUAUUUUUGGCCACCAAAAUCUGAUUUUCCAGUGUGCUGGUUCAAGCUACUUUCUCCCUUGCGCUCCAUGUAGUUUCUUCUGUUCGAACGCCUCUAAGAACGGGAAAUGUCAGGCUCAAUCUCUCACGAACUUUGUUUCUGUAAUUAUGAUUGAUGCUACAACAAUUUCAUCAAUUUAGUUUAUUUAAUCUUUCAUGGGAAGGAAGAUGAAGGAUUUGAAGUUGGAAAAUGAUGAAACCAUAUGAUUUUUUUCCCCAACUGUAUUUAAUCACAUAUAAUACCACUUUUUUGGCGUCCUUUAUUAAUGUAUGGAAUUGUGGACUGUUGUUAUAGGGAUAACACAAUCAUGGCAACUGCAACCGUGGCUACUGCGGCCGGCGCAGCGGCUCUCUUAUACUAUACGUUGAAUCGGAGAUUACAGUGUUGCACAAGCAAGGAAUAUAAUGUAGACAAUUAUAGUGGUGCUGAUGCACCCACGAAGAUGCCAUUAGGAAUUGACCGUGUUUCUCAUAGAUUAAUUCAAGCCCCUGCUACUUGGUUGGAGACAAUAUCAACACUGUCAGAGACUCUCCGUUUUACAUAUUCAGAGACUCUUGGGAAGUGGCCCAUUGGAGAUUUGGCAUUUGGUAUAACCUUUCUAUUGAAGAGACAGGGAAACUUUCUCGUUGACAGUGUAUUUGGUGGUAGAGAUAGUAUACGGUUGAAAGGAUCUGAGAUUACUGCUGAACUUGAAUAUCUCUUAUAUUUGCUGGAACUCUGUUGGCAUUUUUCAAAGAAGCCACUUCCUCUGUUUCUGGAAGAAACUGGCUACACUGAAGAGAAUGUUCUCCUUCAAGAGCCUAAAGCAGGAAUUUUGAAGCCAGCAUUUACAGUAAUUGCUGAUCACAAGACCAGAUGUUUUCUCUUGUUGAUUCGUGGUACACAUAGUAUCAAGGAUACUCUGACAGCUGCUACAGGUGCUGUGGUGCCAUUUCAUCACGCUGUAGUGCAUGAGGGCGGUGUGAGGGAUUUGGUCUUAGGUUAUGCACAUUGUGGAAUGGUUGCAGCUGCUCGAUGGAUUGCAAAGAUCACUACUCCUUGUCUUAUUGAAUCACUUGGCAAAAACCCUGACUAUAAAAUUAAGAUUGUAGGUCAUUCUUUGGGGGGAGGCACAGCAGCACUUCUAACGUUUAUAUUAAGAGAGCAAAAGGAAUUGUCAGAGACUAGUUGUGUUACAUUUGCUCCAGGUGCUUGUAUGACGUGGGAGUUGGCAGAAUCAGGCAAUCAUUUUAUUACUUCUGUUAUAAAUGGAGCUGAUUUGGUGCCUACAUUCUCUGCUGCUUCUGUGGAUGAUUUGCGUGCUGAGGUGACAGCAUCAGCAUGGAUAAAUGACUUGAGGAAUCAAAUUGAGCAGACAAGAAUUCUCAGUACCGUUUACCGUUCUGCUUCAGCACUGGGUUCACACCUCCCAUCCAUUGCCACUGCCAGAGCAACAGUUGCUGGAGCUGGGGCAAUUUUACAACCAGUUUCAAAUGGUACCCAGGUUGUGAUGAGGAGGGCUCAUAGCAUGGCUCAGGCAGCAUGGAGACGUCCUGCCCUUGGCCUCUCAUCUUGGUCAUGCAUGGGUCCCCGUUGCCAAGUCAUGGUGGAUGCACGCUCAAACUGUACAGAAGAGGAGAACUCUUCAAAAUAUUCAGCCUUUGCCAUAGAAGAAAGUUCUGAACCACUUCUAUCUUCCAGGAAGGGCAUGCAUGGGGAUGCAGUCCAGAAUAAAGACUCACCUGUACCUUCAUCUGUAGGAGAGUGCUCUUGUAUCAGUAAAAUGAAUUCAGAUGCUGAGGGGGAUGUUGACAUUAAUGACGGUGAUCAGAUGAAUGACGCGGAGCUAUGGCAACAACUGAAACAUGAGCUGCGUGACAGAACUGAAGGAGAGGAGGCUGCAGUUGAAAAUGAGAUAAGGGAAGAAGAAGUGGAAGCCAUGGAGGAGGAAACUAAUAGCGAAACCUUGAGUUCGGCUUCAAAAGUGAAGGAAGUUCACAGAUUCUUCCCUCCAGGAAGGAUAAUGCACAUUGUUACGCUAAGCUCUAGUCCAACGAAGUGUGAAAAUGAAGCUGGCCCAAUCUCUUCUAGUUCAGACAAAAGCCAGCCAGACGAGACCAAGAUUGGGAUUUUCCUAACUUCAAGGUCUUUAUACAGUAAGGUGAGACUUUCACAGACCAUGAUUAGUGAUCACUUCAUGCCGGUUUACAUAAGGCAGAUCGAAAGGCUAAUUAAAGAACUUGAGAUGGAAGAGGAUCAUAGAACUUCAGAGGUAGUGUUAUAGGUAAAUCCACAGCAUCAAGGUUAGAUUUCAUUCAUUUGCUCAUGUUGGGCGUUUUUUAAUCCCUAUAAUUUUGUAACUAACUGUAACAGAAGCAGUGAUUUUCGAGUUUUUCUGAACCUGUCAAUCUUGUAACUAUACUAGAAUUGGUGAUGAACAUGAUGUCCGGUGAGGGAAGAGUAACUGUCGUUGGUUUCCCAAGUUCAGGUUCUGGAAAUGAACCUACUAGAAAAGUAAACCAAGAAGAUGAUUCAUUCUCAUCUGAAAGAAAUUAUUUGCUGUAUCAUUGAUGUUAUAAUUGAAUGUUUGAUUACCUUCA